This is a messenger RNA of Brassica oleracea var. oleracea, 2017 nucleotides long. RefSeq names its product UPF0392 protein At1g27200. The transcript has a single exon. The record is from RefSeq and is a predicted model, not a curated record. Bases 203 to 1939 code for a protein of 578 amino acids. NCBI's taxonomy places the organism in Eukaryota, Viridiplantae, Streptophyta, Magnoliopsida, Brassicales, Brassicaceae.
AAAUAUAUAUAUUCCUUCUUUAGUAGAAGAACAAGGUACUUUGGUCGGCCUGCGCAAAAACCAGAUCUCUUCUCCCCCGACUAAAACCUUCUUCAGAUCAGUUUAUUAUAGCACCCUGCUCUAUCCCCGCCCACCCAGAAGAAAAAGUUUUGAUUUUUAUAUAAAUUUAGUGGAGAAAAAAAAAAGAAAGAAGAGGAAGAAGAUGAUGUUGGAGUAUGAGCAUGGGAAGAAGAGGAAAGUUCGGAACAGACAGCAUCAGCAUCAACCUAAAGCACAGUUCUUGUCUCUAAGGUAUCUAACGAUAUGCCUUUGCUGUUUCUUCGUCUUGCUCUUCUUUUUCUUAUCCUCCGACCGAAUCUCUGUCCGUUCCGAUUCUCUGAGACCGUCUCUCCGCGUCCCUGCUCUCUCCGUCUUGUCUUCGAUGGAUUCGAUUCAACGUUCGUUUCACGGUAGAUUCCCUCCGCUGAGAGUCGAAGACAGAGUCCAAUUCCCCGACCAUGUGCUGCUGAUUCUCUCCACCAUAAUCGGGAGAGGUGGGAAGGAACUAGUUUGUGUUUAUCACGGAGGAAGAAAGGAAGAGACUUUGGUGUUGCCGUCGAUCUCUAGUGAUGAAUUCGAUGAGUUCAGAUCGGUUGUUCGGUGCCCUAACGCUCCUUUGAACUAUUCUUCGUCUGUUGAUUUACAAUUCAGUGGAGAUUUAGUGAAGAAGAAGAAGAAGAUGAGUGAUGAGAAGAAGGUUCAUGAUUGGGCCAAAGUUGGUUACGAGGCAGUGAUCGACGGCGACACGGUGGUUGUAUUCGUCAAAGGAUUGACUCGAAGACCUCACAAGGAGUCAGAUCCUUCUUACUACAAAUGUCAGUUCGAGACAGGUGUUGAAGUGUUUGUCACUCAAGCUCUCGCUGCAGCGCAAGAAGUUGUGAGGUGUGUUUUGCCUGAGAGCUUGAAGCUAAAUCCGGAGAUGUUUCGAGUGAGCGUGAUCCACAUCGAUCCUAGAGGAAGAUCCACGCCGGCUUUACCAUCCGUAGCGCGAGUCUACGGUUCCGAGAAGAGUAGUGUGGUGAAGGUGAAGAAGCAUGAGCUUUGUGUUUGCACGAUGCUAUGGAACCAAGCCCCCUUCUUGCGUGAAUGGAUUAUGUACCACUCGUGGCUAGGCGUCGAGCGUUGGUUUAUAUACGACAACAACAGCGACGACGAUAUACAAGAGGAGAUUGAAUUGCUCAACUCAGAGAAUUACAAUGUGAGCCGACACGUCUGGCCGUGGAUCAAGACUCAAGAAGCUGGUUUCUCGCAUUGUGCGGUUAGAGCCAAAGAUGAAUGCAACUGGGUCGGGUUCUUCGACGUGGACGAGUUCUACUACUUCCCCACGCAUCGCUCUCAAGGCUUACCUAGCAAAAACGCUUUAAGCUCUCUUGUGUCUAACUACACUUCGUGGGGUUUGGUCGGAGAGAUAAGAACCGAAUGUCAUAGUUACGGUCCGUCCGGUCUAACUACAGUUCCAUCGCAAGGCGUGACGGUUGGUUACACUUGCAGACAAGCGAAUCCGGAGAGACACAAGUCGAUAAUCCGACCAGAGAUGCUAACGAGCUCGUUGCUGAACGAGGUUCAUCAUUUUCAGAUGAGGGAAGGAGUAGGGCAUAUGAGUUUGUUGGAGAGUGUUGCGGUUGUGAACCAUUACAAGUACCAAGUUUGGGAUACUUUUAAAGCGAAGUUUCAGAGGAGAGUGGCUACUUAUGUUGUGGACUGGCGAGAGAAUCAGAACCAAGGGUCUAAAGAUCGAGCUCCAGGGCUUGGUACAGAGGCUAUUGAGCCGGUUGAUUGGAACAGACGGUUCUGUGAAGUGUGGGAUACUGGUUUGAAGGAUUUGGUUUUGUCUAAUUUUGCUGAUCAAGUGACUGGUUAUUUGCCGUGGCAGAGGCAACAACAACUACAACAAGAUUGACUUCUUUUUUUUUUGGUUACUUGGUUUGUGAGAUUAUGUACAUUUGACGAGUAUACAUUAAUAUUACUUCUUUUGUUA